This is a messenger RNA of Pseudogymnoascus verrucosus, 1692 nucleotides long. RefSeq lists its product as uncharacterized. The transcript is spliced from 3 exons. NCBI's taxonomy places the organism in Eukaryota, Fungi, Ascomycota, Leotiomycetes, Thelebolales, Thelebolaceae. Bases 1 to 1692 code for a protein of 563 amino acids. The record is from RefSeq and is a predicted model, not a curated record.
AUGAACCUGACCCCCGAUGUUCUGGACACGGUGAAAAAGCUCAACGCGGCCGGUUACAAGAACCAGCUUGAGCCUGGAAAGCUGCUCCCAGAUAACUUCAACAUUGCCGACUCACCAAACUUCCAAAAGAUGAUGGGACCUAUUAUGAACAACAUCGACGCUACGCGCCUGGCCAUGAAGGACGAGACAGGAAGUAUACAGCUUGCCAAUAUACAGGUUGCCUAUAAGUCUUCACACUCUCAAUAUUUGUCUCCUCUCUUCUCCUUAGAGAAGAUGGCGGCUGUGACAGUGAUAGUGACGGUGACUGUGGCUGUGACUGACUUUGCAGGCCAAAUGCUCGAGGCAUUCAACGGGUUCAAGGCUAAGCUGGGGCUUACAUUCACCAACGAGUUUUCGGAGCACACGGCCCUAGACGGCCAUAAAUACCAGGUUAUAGAUCCAGAAAAGAUGGUAAAAAGUAACCCGAGCAUCACGCAAAAUAUCAAGGCACCCGGGGUGAUGACUACGAUUAGCUCCACACAACAGCAGCUGCCUGUACAAUCAUUUCCCCUAUUCCCCCGGCUUCCUGUCGAGCUGCAGCGCCGCAUCUGGGAGCUGUGCCUACCCGCGCGCAUUGUUGAGCUGGACCUGCAAGGCACCGACAUAGUUCCCACGUCGUGCAGCCUACAGCAGACGUCGCAGAUCAACAGUCGCGCCUCGCUAGCCACCCGGAUUUGUAGGGAAUCGCGCAGCGUUGCCUUUCUCGCUGGCGCCACGGAGCUAUACGACGACGACUUCCAGCGCAGCGACACCCCAGAAUGGGAGGCCAUGAACGACAUCCGGGAUCUCUGGGCAUCCCCGCCCACUGACGUGCUGCACCUCAACUACUAUGGCGCUUACGAUGGCUAUUACCAUUGGAGCGGCAACCCGGUGGAGUUUCUGAUAUGGUUAGCCCGCCGUUACCACAUGCGCAUGUCUAUUGUUGCGUCGUUACUAGUGGGAUUUGGCGAUACCGAGGGCGCCGAGUAUUUGUUCGGAUUCGACAAGAAUUUCGACUUGCUCGCCGAAGGUGGCGGGCCAUACUUGACCACCCUGUGCGUGGUUAGCCUGCACGUCGGUUUAGAAUCUGCGCUGUGGAAGGAUGGGGGGAUGUUGUUUGGGCGCUUGGGAGAGGAGCGCGUGAAGCUCAUUAAGGUGGGCGAUAAGGCCGCGCUGAAGGCGUAUUACAACCUCUGGGCCGCGGGGCCGGUCGAGGAUCGCGAGCCGGAGCAGUUUUUUGACUUGGCCGUGAGUAGGCACGAAUCCGAGUGGCUACCCCGAGUGGCGCAGUGGAGGCGGAGGCUACUAACAACGUGGAUGAAUCACUGCUGGGCGAAAGCGGAGGAGGCGAACGAACUUGGGAGCAUCCAAGACCACCAGGGGGUCUGGCGUGCGCCGAGGAACAAUGAGGGGAGGAUUAUUCCAAAAGGCGAUUCGGGUCCCUUUUCACAUUAUAUGAGGCCGGGGCCUGGGUUGGGCGGUAUGAGGACGCGUGUGCCAAACGAGGAGCAUCCGUGGGUCGCGGGGGGAUUGAGAGACAUGCCGUGCUUCGAGCCGGUGGUCAUGUUCCGGCUCUGCGAAGAUAAGUGCUACGCUCCUAAGCCACAGCGUACGAGAGGUUUGGGAAGAGGAGGGCUGGGUAUUAGGGGACAAUCGUCGCGAGGUUCUGUGUAG